Messenger RNA from Magnusiomyces paraingens, 924 nucleotides. RefSeq lists its product as uncharacterized. Gene Ontology annotation, molecular function: oxidoreductase activity, acting on the CH-OH group of donors, NAD or NADP as acceptor. The record is from RefSeq and is a predicted model, not a curated record. Lineage: Eukaryota; Fungi; Ascomycota; Dipodascomycetes; Dipodascales; Dipodascaceae. Bases 1 to 924 code for a protein of 307 amino acids. The transcript has a single exon.
AUGAACAACGGUAUUAAGAACCCCUUUUCCUUGGCCAAUAGAUUGGUUAUCUUAAUUGGUGCAACAGGGGGCUUGGGAAAAGCAGUUAGUCGCGCAGUUGUCUAUUCUGGCGCUUCCAGAGUGGCUCUUGUGGAUAAUGGACCUGGGUCAAAAUCAAAACUACAAAAGUUGGAAAAAGAAUUAAAGGAUCUUUGUUGGAAAACUUCAAAUCCUGGUGGAUUUAGAAUUGCAAGCUUUCAAUGUGAUAUUACUGAAAGCUCUAAAGUUGAAGACUUAAUGGAAGAAAUCUUUGAAAAGGAUAAAAAAGGCUUAUAUAAAGAAGAAUCUAACUAUUCAUCAUGUUCACUAAUUAAUAUGGCAGGAAUUUGUGAAAAUAUAUCAGCAAUUGAUUAUCCACAAGAAAAUAUUACAAGAGUAAUGGAUAUUAAUCUUUUGGGAUCAAUGUUAGUUGCUAGAGAAUUUGCCAAGCAAGUUAUUAAAUCUCGCUUUUAUGAAAUCCGUCAUUAUCCGGCUUCCAUAGUAUUGACAGCUUCUAUGUCGGGAUCAAUUGUAAAUUAUCCUCAGCCCCAGGCACCUUAUAAUAUGACAAAGGCUGGUGUCAUUCAUCUUUCCAAAUCAUUAGCAUCAGAAUGGGUUAACCACAAUAUCCGUGUUAAUAGUUUGUCUCCUGGAUAUAUAUUGACACCUAUGACAAAAGAAAUUUUGGAACGAGAUGAAAGAGAAAAGGCCGAGCUUCACAAUAAUCAAAAAAAAUUGGUCCCAUCUGUUGUGUCUAUAGGUGAAGAGUGGAAAAAGAGAACUCCUAUGGGUCGGUUAGCUGAUCCAGAAGAGUUGGCUUGGCCUAUGGUUUUUUUGGCUUCAGAUGCUAGUUCUUUUAUGACUGGAAGUGAUUUAAUUGUUGAUGGAGGAUACACAAUUCUUUAA